AUGCAUGAUCGUGAUGAAUUGCGUGCGUUCGUACAAACGUAUACUCCACAAUUAAAUGAUCAACAAAAAGAUGCAUAUGACAAAGUGAUGCAAGCUGUCAAUAACAACACUGGUGGAUUGUAUUUUUUGGAUGCACCUGGCGGCACUGGAAAAACACUUUUGAUUUCAUUGAUAUUGGCAACGAUUCGGUCGGAACGAAAAAUCGCAUUGGCACUUGCUUCUUCCGGUAUUGCAACUACAUUACUUGAUGGCAGCCACACAGCACAUUCCGCCUUGAAAUUGCCAUUGAACAUGCAAGCAAUUGAAACACCAACAUGCAGUAUUUCAAGGAGUUCUGGAAUGGCUAAAGUCUUGCAACAAACAUCGAUUAUUUUAUGGGACGAAUGUCCAAUGGCCCAUAAAAAAUCUUUGGAAGCCUUAAGUCGAACAUUGCAAGAUUUGAGACAGAGUCAACAGCUGUUUGGCGGUGCAUUAAUAUUGUUAUCUGGUGAUUUUCGUCAAACGUUGUCUGUUAUUCUGAGAUCAACACCAGCUGAUGAAAUUAAAGCAUGUUUGAAAAGUUCAUUUUUGUGGGCACACGUAAAAAGGCUUUCGUUGACGACCAAUAUGCGUGUGCGUCUUCAAAAUGAUUCAUCAGCACGUGAGUUUUCAAAGCAAUUGCUGAAGAUUGGCGAUGGAAAAAUUGCAAGUGAUCAAAAUGGGUUUAUCAUGUUACCGAAUAAUUUUUGCAUAAUUGUAUCAUCCAAACAAGAACUCGUUGAUCGCGUUUUCCCAAAUAUUGUUCAAAAUUACAAUAACCAUGAUUGGUUACGAAAACGUGCAAUUUUAGCACCAAAAAAUAUCAAUGUCAAUGAAAUCAAUUUCCACAUCCAGGAAAAAUUGCCAGGUGAUUCGGUAACGUAUAAAUCCAUUGAUACUGCUAUGAAUAGUGAAGACGCAGUCAAUUAUCCGGUCGAAUUUUUAAAUUCUUUGGAACCACCAGGCAUGCCACCGGAUAAUUUGAAUUUGAAAGUUGGUUCAUUGAUUAUACUUCUCCGAAAUCUUAUUGCACCGAGACUUUGUAAUGGGACGAGACUUUCAGUGAAGAAAUUGAUGCCAAAUUUAAUUCAAGUAAUAUACUGUACUGAAAGAAUGCCACGUGCAAGACGAGUAAACAUUGGCAGACGUUCACGUCAAUCAAAUGCUACAGCGUUAAAUCGAAGAUCACAAAGUGAAGAAGAUCAUGUUCGACGAAAUGAAGUGGAAACACAACGACACAGACGGAGAAAUCAGUCGGUUAAUAGUGAAGCACCAAGAAACCGUCGUGGGCGUACGUCCGUUUAUGAUAUACGUCAAAUGGAACGCGCGGCUUUCAAUUACGAUGCCACCAUUGAUUACAGCAUGCAUGCCUACAUUGGCUAA
Molecule: messenger RNA, 1401 nt
Organism: Anastrepha ludens (Mexican fruit fly)
Lineage: Eukaryota; Metazoa; Arthropoda; Insecta; Diptera; Tephritidae
Product: ATP-dependent DNA helicase pif1-like
Exons: 2
Coding region: 1-1401 (466 amino acids)
Biological process (GO): telomere maintenance; DNA repair
Molecular function (GO): DNA helicase activity
Source: RefSeq, a predicted model, not a curated record